Molecule: messenger RNA, 676 nt
Organism: Cannabis sativa
Lineage: Eukaryota; Viridiplantae; Streptophyta; Magnoliopsida; Rosales; Cannabaceae
Product: small ribosomal subunit protein bTHXc
Exons: 3
Coding region: 74-439 (121 amino acids)
Biological process (GO): plastid translation
Cellular component (GO): ribosome; plastid
Source: RefSeq, a predicted model, not a curated record
AGCAGUAAACCAAAAACGUUGGCAAAAUCUUCCCCCCAAUAUCUUAUCCACUCUACAGCUCAGAGCUCCAGCCAUGGCGUCGCUCUUACUGGGAGCUCUUCCAAUCCCCUCUCAAUCACUCCCCCUCAUCAACUCUCGGAUUUCAUUCUCUCAAUCAGAAUCCCUAGCCACCUCGUUUCCUUCUUCCAAAGCUCCGAUUUCACUCUCCGCCAUUACCACUACUCCUCCACCAGUCCCAACAGUGUAUUGUGGCAGAGGAGAUAAGAAAACUGAAAGAGGAAAGCGUUUCAAUCACUCUUUUGGCAAUGCGAGGCCUCGGAACAAGAACAAAGGCAGAGGACCACCGAGGGCACCGGUUCCUCAAGCUCCACCAAAGCCAGAUAAGUUUGAUAAUGAUGAGAAAAUCAAGAUUGAAAUUGAUGAGUCUUUUAAUGGCUAAUUAAUUUCACAGAAAAAAAAAACCUUUUUCAAUUCACUUUUCUCUUGUAAUAUUUUGACUAUUGAGUUUUUAGUUGCUCCUUUCUUUUUGUAAUACUCUCAAUUUUAUGUUUGUAAUUUCUUUCUUUCUUUUAUGAGUUAAGUUUCGGAAAGUGAGAUUUAGUACACCAAAAAAUGAAGUGUAGUUAAUAAUUCUUGAAGCUCAUUAUAAUAUUCAGUCAAUAUACACUUGUGGCUA